GAUGGCCCCCAGGGGAGACUCCAGACAGAUGCCCUGGCUCCCCAUCCUGGUGGUGUCUCUGAUGUGCUCAAGCAGAGCAGAACACUCCAGCUGUGGCGAGAACGAGUACUACAACCAGACCACGGGGCUGUGCCAUGAGUGUCCCCAGUGCGGGCCGGGCGAGGAGCCGCACCUGUCCUGUGGCUACGGCACCAAAGACGAGGACUACGGCUGCAUCCCCUGCCCGGCAGAGAAGUUUUCCAAAGGAGGCUACCAGAUAUGCAGGCGGCACAAAGACUGCGAGGGCUUCUUCAGGGCCACCGUGCUGAUGCCGGGGGACGUGGAGAACGACGCGGAGUGUGGGCCUUGUCUCCCUGGCUACUACAUACUGGAAAACAGACCCAGGAACAUCUACGGCAUGGUCUGCUACUCCUGCCUCCUGGCACCGCCCAACACCAAGGAAUGUGCGGGGGCCCCCUCAGGGGUGUCUGCCAACUUCCCCAGCACCGCUGGCAGCAGCACCCUCUCUCCCUUCCAGCGCGCCCACAAAGCCGAGCUUUCGGGCCAAGGACACCUGGCCACAGCCCUGAUCAUCGCCAUGUCCACCAUCUUCAUUAUGGCCAUCGCCAUUGUCCUCAUCAUCAUGUUCUACAUCAUGAAGGCGAAGCCGUCCGCGCCAGCCUGCUGCACCAACCACUCCGUGAAGAGCGCGGAAGCCCAAGUGAGCCAGGAGGGGGAGGAGAAAGAGGUCCCAGACAGGGUGGUGAUCUUCUCCGAGAAGGACGAAUUUGAGAAGCUGACGGCAACUCCGGCGAAGACCGCCAAGAGCGAGAACGACGCCUCGUCUGAGAAUGAGCAGCUGCUGAGCCGGAGCAUGGACAGUGACGAGGAGCCGGCCACCGACAAGCAGGGUUCCCCUGAGCUGUGCCUGCUGUCGCUUGUGCACCUGGCCAGGGAGAAGUCGGCCGCCACCACCAAGUCGGCCGGGAUUCUGAGUCGACGGAAGAAGAUCCUGGACGUGUAUGCCAACGUGUGUGGAGUUGUAGAAGGCCUCAGCCCCACGGAGCUGCCCUUCGACUGCCUGGAGAAGACGAGCCGGAUGCUCAGCUCCACCUACAACUCGGAGAAGGCCGUGGUGAAAACCUGGCGCCACUUGGCCGAGAGCUUCGGGCUCAAGCGGGACGAGAUCGGGGGCAUGACGGACGGCAUGCAGCUGUUUGACCGCAUCAGCACGGCGGGCUACAGCAUCCCCGAGCUGCUCACGAAGCUGGUGCAGAUCGAGCGGCUGGACGCCGUGGAGUCGCUGUGCGCGGACAUCCUGGAGUGGGCCGGGGGCGUGCCGCCCGCCUCCCCGCUGCCCGCCGCCUCCUGA
This is a messenger RNA of Molossus molossus (Pallas's mastiff bat), 1351 nucleotides long. RefSeq names its product ectodysplasin A receptor (gene EDAR). Gene Ontology annotation, cellular component: plasma membrane. Gene Ontology annotation, biological process: positive regulation of canonical NF-kappaB signal transduction; positive regulation of JNK cascade. NCBI's taxonomy places the organism in Eukaryota, Metazoa, Chordata, Mammalia, Chiroptera, Molossidae. Gene Ontology annotation, molecular function: signaling receptor activity. The record is from RefSeq and is a predicted model, not a curated record. The transcript has 11 exons. Bases 2 to 1351 code for a protein of 449 amino acids.